CCACCCCACUUCCUCUCCGCGUCACUGGACGGGAAAAGUGCUCGAACAAAGCCGUCCGGUUGGCUUCUCGGGGCUCCGGGAAGAGCCGUUCCGGGUGGAAGGAGCUGAAAUAAGAAAAUCGAGAGGCAGCACCGGCUGCGGCUAAAGCAGCAACAUGAAGAAGGAGCAAGUGCUCCACUGUCAGUUCUCCGCUUGGUACCCGCUGUUCAGGAGCCUCACUAUCAAGAGUGUCAUUCUUCCACUGCCUCAGAAUGUGAAGGAUUAUUUACUUGAUGAUGGAACUCUGGUGGUCUCAGGAAGGGAAGAUCCACCAACAUGUUCUCAACCAGAUAGUGACAACGAGGGAGAAGAAAUACAGUGGUCAGAUGAUGAGAACACAACAACACUUACGGCACCAGAGUUUCCUGAGUUUACCAUUAAAGUUCAAGAAGCCAUUAAUUCCCUGGGGGGUAGUGUAUUUCCUAAACUAAACUGGAGUGCACCAAGGGAUGCCUACUGGAUAGCGAUGAAUAGUUCUCUGAAGUGUAAAACCCUCAGUGACAUCUUUCUACUUUUCAAGAGUUCUGACUUCAUUACGCAUGACUUUACUCAACCGUUUAUUCACUGUACUGAUGAUUCCCCAGACCCUUGUAUGGAAUAUGAGCUUGUUCUUCGAAAAUGGUGUGAAUUAAUUCCAGGGGCAGAAUUCAGAUGUUUUGUCAAAGAAAAUAAGCUUAUUGGUAUAUCACAGAGGGACUAUACGCAAUACUAUGAUCACAUUUCUAAACAAAACGAAGAGAUCUGUAGAUCCAUACAGGAUUUUUUCAAGAAACACAUACAAUAUAAAUUCUUAGAUGAAGACUUUGUAUUUGAUGUAUACCGAGAUAGUAUGGGCAAAGUGUGGCUAAUUGAUUUUAAUCCAUUUGGUGAAGUAACAGACUCACUACUGUUCACAUGGGAGGAAUUAAUAUCUGGAAAAAACUUAAAAGGUGACCAAAAUGAAGGAGAGGCUCUGGAACAGGAUUCUCCAGCUUUUCGUUGUACAAACAGUGAAGUUACAGUACAACCAAGUCCCUACCUGAGUUAUCGGCUACCUAAAGAUUUUGUAGACCUCUCCACUGGUGAAGAUGCUCAUAAACUAAUAGACUUUCUAAAACUGAAAAGAAAUCAACAAGAAGACGACUUAGAAGAGCCAUAGAGUCGAAAGCUUAAGUAAAGAGGAAAGCAUGGAGGCUACUUUUGAGGCUGCUUAUAGGCCAUAACUUCCUACCCACCUAAAGAAAAAAAAAUUGCUUUUUGUAUUCAUGUAUAUUCAGCUAGGAAAAAAAUGGAGACUUUGUUACCAUGUAAAAAUAGCAUCAUAAAUAGAGAACUUCAACUUAGGAAACCAUUUUGUUCUAGUGAUAGGAAACAUUUUGUAUGGUCUAAUUGGUCUUUUGACUCAGCCUGUCAAGCCAAAUUAAGCUGAGCUUCUUGCUGCAAUAGUUCUGCGCCCAGUAGGUAGGUGGAUAAACUUGUGUUGCUGUUAUGCAAUAUCGAAUUUAGACUAAUGAGCCUUUUCUUUUGGAAAUAACCCCAGGUUGCUAUGGGCUUGCUUUCUUUCUUCUUUUUAAAGCUUUAAAGAGUUUCUUAUGAUCUUUGUAUCAACUUGAUCUUCAGUUUUUUGCAUAUAACAGAAAGUUUCCAGUUUUACCAGAUUUUCACUGUUUGGUCUUCACGUUCAUAUGGUGUAGUCAAAUUCUAAUGUAAAAUUAACUAUAAUUUGGGGAAGAUAUCCCUCUGUUUUGUUUUAAGAAUUAUGUGAUGUUGAUUCUCCCAGUGGAUAAACCCUUAUCUGAAAGUAUAUUUGGUACCUUGGGGACUGAGGGCCACAGUGGAAGCCCAACAAAAUGAGUGCUAUGUGUAUUUCCAAGCCCAUCUUGUGCUUAACUUGUAAAAAACACAUUGUGUAAUAGAGAUAGAAAGAGGAAAAAAAGGUAAAUACUAGCAUUUCUCUCCCUUUAACAACACAUCCAUAUAUGUAAUCUAUGACUGUGGGCCAGGAACUCCACCCACAGGGCUCUAGACUACUGCCUAGGACUGUUAGGUUCAGUGAAGUGGCCCAGCUUGGGAGAGGGAGUUGCUGUAUCAAGGAGUUCUUUCUAAUCAAUGAAAUGACAAGCCCAGCUCUAUCCCUGCUUUGCAUAUACACUGCAGUAAGCAAGAGAGCCAUUCACAUACUCCUUCCUGGCAAAUAAAGACCGCGCGGUAGAAGGCAUCAUUCCUAUUUGCUCAUUUCAGAUCCAGAUUGCCCCAGUUUGCUUUUAAAUUGUGAGCCAUUAUCACUCUCUCAGGCUGUUGCCUCUGCCAGUCCUCAGUAACCAAUAGAUAUUGGUUGGGAAGUGAAAGAACAUACCAGGUGUUCUCCUUUGUUUAAAUUGCCCACAAGGCUGCCUUAACCCAAAGAAUAAGAAGUUUGAUGUACACAAGACUAGACUCCCCUGUGACUAAGGCUUAGUGCUGAAUUCUUGUUCCUUUAGAAAAUUUGUACUGCUUUUAUUCCUUUUACUGAAUCAGUGCUGAACUGUAGGCCAGUUUAGAACAGAGACUGCCACCAAUCCAGUUCCUAGAGUGCACCAUGAACAUCCUAAGCUUGGCUUCAUCACUGGGAACCACCCAGAGAGCAAGAAGAUAUUACAGGCACAUGCUCUUUGGGGAUAUCUGAUUUUUUCUGAGGAAAAGGAAACACUAAGAACCCACAAUUAGGUAUUUGGGGACAACUCUAGAUAAGUCUGUCCUCAGAGGGUUCAGAGCCAGGGCAAAUCCUAUUAUGUCCCAUGCAUUUAUCCAGGUCAAAUCUGGCUCAAAUGUUGACCUUGAGGAGGAAAAGAAUUCUCACAUGGGCAACUUGAGAUGAGUUUUGGUCAGGAAAGAGAAACUCUAACUCUCUCUCUCUCUCUCCUCUUUUUCUUCCUUUUCUUCCUUCCCCUCCCACCCUCACUUUUCAAACCUGCCCUCCCCCACCUCCCUGAUGGCCUUUGUGUGACAUUUCUUCCUACUCAGAGUCAAGAGUCACCCAGGGUAUCCACUUGAGCCAUAUUUCACCAGAAUAAACAUAAGGAAAACAAUGUAAUUUGACUCAGUUCUGUACUCUCUAAGGACUGACCUAUAACUGUCCCUAAUCCCUAAUUUUGGACAUAGAAAUAAACAUACCCAUAUAUACAUUAUAUUCAUACCAACCUAUGAUUUCUUUUUUUAAGCACCUGAUUGGAGAGGACUCAUCUUUUGCUCUCAGUGGUAUGACUAGAGGUUUCUGAUCUGCAGAUGGUGACAACAUAAGGAUCUCCAGCAAACGCUGGUCCCUCAGGCUCUAUGGAUACCCUCUCUCCUCCCCCCCCCCCCGGGUUUUGUAGUUUCCUCCAGGACAAGGACACUAAUUACCAAACUUCCCAGGACAAGGGUGUGCCCAGGAUGAACAAAUGGCAGUGGUCUUUAGCUCAGAUGGAAGAAGUACUCAUGCCUAGCCAGAUAGAUCCUAAUGGGAAGACUAUGAGGACUACUGUGGUCUCUACAGCAGAGAAGUAUGUCCCUUGGGAAGAAACUCUUUACAGAUCUUAUAGCUCAGAAGGAAAUUAAGAAUCCCAAGUCCUAGUCCUUCCUUUGAUACAUUAAUAAAUUACUUCACCUCACUUGAUCCUAGAUUUUCAAUUAUCAAUUGGGAAUGACAGUUCUUACCUGUGCAACCCCACAGUAGGAAGAAUGCUGGAUCUGGAGUCAGGGGACUUGGGUUUGAAUCCUGGCUUUGAAACAUAUGAUGUGCAUCAACUUGGACAAAUCAUUUUCCCUCUUUGGGCCUCAGUUUCUUCAUCUGUAAAAUCAGAGAAUUGUUCUAGAUGACCUUUAAUGUCUCUUCUGAAUCUAGUAUUUCGUGAUUGAGCACCUAAAAUCCUAAGCUUCUUAGAACUUUAGAUUAUAUCUUUCACCAUUUAAGUAGCAUCAUCCCUUAUUUCUUUGUGAUAUGGUGGGGUUUUGCUUGAAUUAUGUUUAUGAUUCAAAUACCUUUUCUUGACCCCAUAAUCUUUCAAGUCUGAGGAGAUGCUGUUGCAGUUGUGUCCUUAUUGAACAUGUUGGAAUAAAGAAUUUAUUCGUGCAGGUGAUAAUAAUAAGAUGGGCUUCUGUUUUGAUUUUAUUUUGGUAAAAAUAUCAGUUCUUACUAGAGACAUAAUUUCUAUGCUAACUUGGCUCUUGGCAGUUUUUUUUAACUUAAUAUAAGCCCUCAUGUGAGUCUUUGAGGUUUUUUUUUUUUUUAAAUUAUAAAACCAUAUAGUGUGCUUUUAGAAAAGAACAAAUGUUUGUAUACACAUUUCAGAUGGGACCCAAAUUUUUUAUUAUUAAAAAAAACCAAACUUUUUUCAAAAAAUGUUUUAAAUAUGUGUUCUUCUUUUCAAAGAAAUAUAUAGCCAUUCUUAUGCUCUUAUCCUUGAUACUCAGAGACAGCAUGGUGUAUUAUAAAGAAGACUGUAUUUUGAAGCAGUGAUUUGGGAUCAGUUCCUAGUCCUGCUGCUGACUCUUUGUGGGGCCUUGGACAAGUCAUUAGGCUUCUUGAAAUCCCAAUUUCCCCAUCUGUAAAAUGACUGAUGGCUUGACCAGAUGACAGCUAAAACCACUUCUUGCUCUAAAUCCUAGGAUCUGAAAUUUAGCCUUUAAUCAGAUGGGCACGUGUUCCUGCACAAAUAUUUAGCUUUUGGCCUUUUAGUUUUCCUCGGACAUAAUUUCAUUUAGAAGUGGAAAUAAUAGUUUACAUUUUAAGAAAUAAUGAUUAUCUAUUCACAUUUUCAUUAAGGACUUGUACCUCUGGAGCAUUAUAGAGGCAAGAUUUUCUAAAUACUUGCCUAUCAUCACUUCACUUAUAGGUGGGUCUCAGCUGAAAGGUAUAUAGAUUUUGAAUUAGAACUAAAUAUCCCUACUGGUCACAAAGUACAUGGUUAUUCAUUAUAUAUGUGGAUUAUCCAAGUCUCAAAUAUAGAAUCAGCGAAAGUAAUAAGUAAAGAGCAAUAGCUUAAGAGAGCAGUCGCAGCAAUUUUUAAUAGGCACGUCAAAGGCAGAGCUUUAAGCAGCUUGUAAUUGCAGUAGGCUAUUUUCUAUUAAACUAUUCACAUAUUUAUCUUUUUCUAUUAACAUAGAAUCUUAGAGUUGGAAGGAACGUGAAACUUCAUCUAGUUUAAAUCUUAGUGUAAAUAGAUAACCCAACAAAAUAAGAUGGUAUGAAAAAUGUUUCUCACCGAAGUAUUGAAAGACCAAAACAGGUGUGUCAUCUUCUAUUCUUCAUCCAGGAAAGGGUGCAAUCCCAGACAGGCCUUAAAUUGAGCAAAAUCUCCAAAAACCAUGAUUAAGAUAAUGAGCGUGAGGAAUACAUUUCUAUAUUUCUUUUUAUUUACCAUAACUCUGCUUAUAGAGUAGAGGAUGUUAAUGCUUGCAAAAUCUAGAAGCUGAAGUGGAAUGCUCUGGUAUUCUCAUUCGGUGCUUGGGACUUCAUCUUAUGGAUCUCUUUUCCUGUGAUUUGCAUUUGCCUUUUUUCUUCCUCUUGAGUGUUUUGGGAUAUAAUGGAACUAGAUAGAAAAUCAAGGCUGAGAAAGUCAUACUAUUGAAUAGUCCUAAAAGAAUUAGCCUAAGUACCAUUGGCACAGAGAUGAGCUCACUCUUUGAUCUCACUGACAAACUUGUUAUAUUACACAAAAUGAUCGUUGUUUUAGCUGCUAAUUUUCAACGUUGAGAACUAGUACUCACAUAACUUGCUUCAUUCCCUCUCUGCCACCCCUCCCAUUUAGGACUAAUACCAUCUAUCAGUACUGUGUAAUUGCAUGGUCAGCGAAUACCAAUCGGGUUUGUUCGAAUGCCUUAGGGAUGGGCAUAGGGACUGUGAUUUCACUGGUAUAGUCAACUCGCUUUACUAGGGAAGGUUGGCUCUCUGGCAACUUAAGUGUCAAGAGAAUUGCUUAGAGCACACCGAGAUAUUAAGUGAUUGACCCAGGGUCAUACAGCCAGCAUGUGUCAGAGAUACAAACUUGAAUUCAGGUCUUCUUGGCUUUGAUGGCAGCAUUCUAGCCCCUACCCCAUUCUGCCUGCUUUCACAUAUUAACUGAUUAUAAAUGUGGUUUGUGUUAGUACACGAUACAAAUAAGUGUAAUAGAUGUUCCACAAAACAAGAUAAUGUGAAUAAAAACUAUGACUGCUAAUUUUCUUGAUACUCUUGUUUCUCAAAGUUGAUAUUGCAGCUAUUAUUUUCUAAACAUUCUGUGAAAUACCUGGUAUAUUUUCCCCCUCUUAAUUGGCAGAAUUGACCACAUUUAAAUAUUUUAAAGCUGAUUUUACUUUGUAGAUGCUAAUGAACAACUUGUAUGUCCUCACUCAUUGUAGUCUUAAAAGAAGUAGGAAGUGGUAGAAUUGGGAAAGGGAAAUAGCACUACAGAGGACUAGUUUGUAUCAUCAUUAGGGUUAGAGCUGGAAGAGACUAGAGUCCUCCAGUCCAACCUCUUCAUUGUUCAGAUUUUUAGAAAACUGAAAAUUAGAGACAAAAUUAUUUUCCUAAGGUCACACUUUUGGUUGCUUUGGGUCUAACCGAGGCCCUCUGACUCCCAGUUCAGUACUUUAUACUACAACAUGUUCUCAGGUUCAUCUUUUCCCCUCACAUCAUGUGGAAGUGUUCCAAUCAUAAUUACACCCUGACCCCCAUAUCAUAAAAACAUAUAGAUUUAUUUUUAAAAAUUUUUAUUAAUUCUUUUUUUCCCCCCUUGCAGGGCAAUGAGGGUUAAUUGACUUGCCCAGGGUCACACAGCUAGUAAGUGUCAAGUGUCUGAGGCCGUAUUUGAACUCAGGUCCUACGGAUUCACUGUGCCGCCUACCUGCCCCCUAAAAAAAAGAAUAAAUUCGAUGAAAAUCCACCUUUUCAGAUUCCCACUCCUCCCUUCCCCCUAUUGAAAAGGAAAGGAAAAGAAAGCCUUUGUAAUUAACAGAUCAUAUAGAUUUAUAGCUAGAAGAGACUUACAGGUUAUCUACCAACCAUCUCAUUACAAAUGAGGAAACAGGCACACAGAGGGAAAGUAAUUUGCCCAAGGUCUUAUGGUCAGUGGCAGAAAAGGAAUCCAACCUAGAUCAUCUGACUCCAAAUCUAGCAUAAAAUACUUUCAAAUGUGUCCAGUCAUUGAAAUGAAUAACUGGACUGAUAUCUGGAAGCAUAAUGGAAGUGAGAAAAUUAAAACAUGGCACCUGUGUCUUGUGGGCUGUGAUCUCUAUAAACAUGAUCUUAGAACUGUUCAUGGUUUUUUGUUGUUGUUCUUACUGAUCCUGAGCUGUAAAAUGUGAAUGGUUUAGCACAUUGAGGCUCAUUCCUCUGUAUUCCUAUAAAUGUUACUUUGUUUUGAUAAAAUUUAGUUAUAUUGGAGCUACAAAUACCUUUGAUGUCCCUAAUGAUUACUGACUUCUGUUAGUCUCAUUAUAUAGCACAGAAGCCACCAUGUCUGUUUUUGUCAACAACCAGUUUGAAAACUAAUUGACUUAAAAUGUGUUGUCUAAAUAACUGAUUUUUUUUCCUUCCAUAUUUGGGACGUAUUUGUUUGAUGUAUAAGGAUCUUAGCUGGGAUUAUGGGAUCAUAAUAUUUAUAGACUUUCUUUUCAAAUAAAGAACUGGAAUUGAA
This is a messenger RNA of Dromiciops gliroides (monito del monte), 7652 nucleotides long. It is a transcript of the gene CDC123, whose product is annotated as cell division cycle 123. Gene Ontology annotation, cellular component: cytoplasm. The record is from RefSeq and is a predicted model, not a curated record. The coding region runs from base 155 to 1177 and encodes 340 amino acids. The transcript has 13 exons. NCBI's taxonomy places the organism in Eukaryota, Metazoa, Chordata, Mammalia, Microbiotheria, Microbiotheriidae.